GCACAAGACUAACAUAUAAAAUGUUGUUUGGCGGUGCAGUGGUGUUGCUUGCGUUAGGAUUCCAUGCUAUACAUGCCGAUGAACCAAAGUGUUUAUCUAGAUUUGAUUAUGACGAAAAAAUGCUACUGAAAUUGCUUCGCAUAGAAAAGAAACUUGAACAUAUUGAACUAUUUAUCCAAGAUAUGAAAUCAGUCGAGCUUGAAAAUUUAAAACAAACGGAUCAGCAGCUUCAAAUGGAGAUGAACGUUUUGCAAGAUAACAUGGCAACCACAGCAGAACAUAGUAACCAGACGGAGACCCUUUUAAAUGACAACAUUUCGAUAACUAACGCAUCGAUGAGUUUGCUACAAACGCAGACGAAGACUCUUUUAAAAGACUGUCAGGAUAACAUUUCAAUGAUGAAUGCAUCUAUGGGCUUAUUACAGAAGCAAAUGAAUGCGGAGAGAGGUCCUAUUAUCUCCUUUUUGGUAACGGAUCCAAAAUACGAGUCAGACAUACUUAUUUUUAGCAGUGAACUGUUAAACAACGGAAAUGCUUUUACACCUGAGACUGGCGAGUUUUUGGCACCACUUUCGGGCCUCUACUAUUUCAGCUUCAAUCUGUUGGCACCGUCAUCAAACACACGUACAUAUUGUCGUUUGUUCAAGAAUCGUUACAUUCUUGAUUUAUAUGCAUACCCAGACGGCACAACUUCUUCCUUCGAUAGUGCAAGCAUGUCGGCGUUUAUCACCCUUAAAAAGGGGGAUGUUUUUCAUGUUGGGCGUUGCGGGGGAGCUCCAAGUGUAUCAUUCGAUAGAAGUACAACAUUGACUGGCGCCUUGAUUAAAGUUGACUAUGUUUAGCUAGUGAUGAAACGAUUAUCGAGUACAAUCGAUAAAUCGUCGCUGACAAUGCUAAGUCGGCGACAAUCGAUAGUGGUUGUCCAAAAUCGAUGUCGCUAAUGUUACUUCCGGUAACUACGUAUUUUAGUUACGCGGUAAGAGAAGGGUACAUGUCAAUUUUUCCAUCCGGUAAAUUCUCGUUGAGUUCAUUUUAACAAGGGAGGUCAGUCUCUUACACAAAUGCGGUGAAUGUAAACACUUUUGCUUAAAAACUUACAGGGUCUCCCAAAAUAAAUUGUUUUUAAUUGUAUAUAUAUUUCAUAAAACCCCAAUAGUCAGUCUCUAUGGUGUAGUGGGUCCGAUCUUACCUGCAAAUACCGGGGAUCCCGGCUCGAUGCAUUCUGUUUUUGAAACCUUUUUGUGGUAUCGUUUGUUAUUAACAAAUUUACUAUUUUGUGAAGUAUUAUGAAAUUAAGAUAUUUUGAUGAAAUAUUCCAUAUUACAGGUUAUUGAAUGUUAAGCUGGUUCACAAAUAUUCAAUAUGUUUUUACAUGGAUAAAAUGCUAAGAAAACUUACUUGAUGCGGUGUGCAUCAUUAUGCAAUUGAUGUGCAAUUAUUUAGUAUGUGUUUUGAUUUUUCGUUAAGACAGAAAAGGGUUAUGGAUAUUUACUUACUGUUGCAAUAAGCACGUCUAUAGCAUCACACAUACUGAUUUUAGAUUAAACAAUUUAAAUGAUCAUGAUUAUACUAUGUUUAUAGAAUGUAUUUUCUAAAUGAUUAUAUGAACUUUCGAUUAUUGUCCGAUAGUAAAUCGAAAUACUUGAUCUGAUUCGAUUCGAUUAUCGAUAGCAAAUGGACUCCGAUUUUCAAACACUAUGUUUAGCUUAUAACAGUUCAAAAAAGUAAGUGUUUAAAAGAAUUGCUACAUUCGGCCUUUGGUCGCCUUUAAGAGUGUGAAGUUGUUUUAAGACUCGAAAUGCCCCAGUUGACCCAUUCACAACACUGAAUAGUGCUCGGAUUAAAGUGGAUGCAGUGAAAAUGCCUCAACAAGUGUCUCGUUUAAGGACUUUUUAAACGUUUGAAUUUAAACGAAAACCCAUGUGAAACAUUUGUAGUGUGUGUAUAUCACGUGAUAAAUUACGUCACAAAUUCUACGUUCGGAAAGCAAUAUUUUGCUUCCAAUAAGGAUUUAAAAAAAUAUAAUUUAUUUUUCUUCACAAUUUUAAAUGAAACAAAGGGCAGUAAAUAAUUAUAAUUAUAUGCUUCAUGCUAUGUUAAAUAGACAAGAACAACUUUAUAAUAUACUGCUUCUUAAUUUUUCCUUAAUAUCUAUCUAUAUGUUCUUUGAAAACACGUACUCCUUAAAACAUUACAUGUAAUUGUAUUGUAAAUAUUUAUUAUUCGGCCGUCUGUACAAUGCUAAAUAUGUUUAAUGGCCAAAAGUAUUGUUAUAUGCCGAUUUGUCAAUAAACUUUGAAGUUUGA
Molecule: messenger RNA, 2306 nt
Organism: Mya arenaria
Lineage: Eukaryota; Metazoa; Mollusca; Bivalvia; Myida; Myidae
Exons: 2
Coding region: 21-842 (273 amino acids)
Molecular function (GO): protein binding
Source: RefSeq, a predicted model, not a curated record